CGUUUAAAAUGUCCGGUUUUCUUUUUACGCUGACGGCUUUUUCUUUUCUUUUGUUUUUACCAUUUUCAUACUGUAUAUUUAUUUUGGAUUCUUUCCAAAUUGAUUUUCUCUCGCAGAAUCUCCAGUCAUAGUCAUCCAACUGUUCAUCUUUCGAAGAAGGCAAUUCUGGGUUCCCCAACAAUCGUCUUCGUCUCUUUUUGGUGCCCCUCCGGUUGGGAGGGAGACCUCACUAACUGUCUCCACGCACCCCGCCUGUUCACAAUAUCUCCGGGCUUCCAUCUCCGAGCAUUAACAAUGGCUUCAAAGACUCCACUUCAAAUCUUAUCCAAGUUGGUCAAGUGAGUCGAUAUUUUGUUUCAAAUGCACUGUCUCCCUCCCUAUGUAUAGCCUAUCAUUUUGUUGAUUGACAGUUCCUUGUACUCUCCUUCUUUGUGGAUUUCAGAUAAACUGUGCUCCUCUAUUUUCUAACAAGGAACAAGAACCGUUUUAAUGCAUAAAGUUAAAUUGUUCUCUUCUCUAUUUUGUGACAAGGAAUAGCAAUGAUUUUGAGUGCAUGAAUCAUAGUUAUGGUUUUGCAUAGGUUUCCCCUGUUUCUUUUCUAUAAUGAUUAUGCCAGGUUGAACAAAUUUCCUAGUGGAUUAUUUUUGGUCGAAUUGGAUCUUUAGUCACAUCACAUCUGUUUGGCAGUGGAUGAGGACCCCAGUGUGGAUGACAAUGCAGAAACUGUCAAGAGCGCAGAUGGAAAUGGUCAUGUUAGCAGCCUUGAGAAUUCAAAUGUGGAACCAGACAUUGGCAUGGAGUUCGAGUCUGAGGAAGCAGCAAGAGUAUUUUAUGCUAGAUACGCUACACAUUUGAGGUUCCACAUAAGAGUUGACAAAGCUCGAUAUUCUGAACAGGAUGGAAAGUUAAUUUACCGCGCAUUAGGGUGUAAUAAACAGGGUUUCCGAAGGUUCAGACCAGGGGUCAUGAAGCCUAAACCAGUGACUCGAGAAGGGUGUAAAGCAACAGUUGUUUGGAGAGAGAAGACUGAUAAAUGGGUCGUUACCAAGUUCAUUAAGGAGCAUUGCCACCCAUUAGUUGUAACACCCACACCUGCUAAAACUUGUCAAGCGACGCUCCUAAGUCAAAUUCCGAUUAGUCAAAUGUCGGAUGAUAAAGAUCUCAUGAUCCGGGAAUUGACAGCUGAAUUGCACAGAGAGAGGAAGCGAUCUGCAGCCAUCCAAAGAGUGCUUGAAACAGUUUUAACAGAUGUGGAAGAACAUUCUAAUUAUCAACGAGAAGUGUAGAAUGUGUGGCCAAGAACUUGAAGGAAAUUGAACGAACCAAAGGUAUCUUAUCCUCAAGCAAAUAGACUUAUGAGUCUGCUACCUCUUUUGUUUUCUUUUGGAUGACAUAUUUCACUUGGUAGAUACUCCUGAUUACUGACCAUGUCAAAUACUCCAGUAGGAAGGAUAUCAGCUGUAGAGUCAGAAUAUAAUUUUCCUCUAGAUAAGAGGACAUGAAAAUAUCAAAUGUAAGUAGUAACCUAGUUGAACUGGCUAGCUUCGUGUAGAUAGCCACUGAUAAGAAUUUGGAGUUCCAAUUUUUGGAUAUGUUGGUAACUACAUUUCCAAUUUGCCUCUGCAAUGGUGAAAUUCUCUCUUACCA
Molecule: messenger RNA, 1647 nt
Organism: Oldenlandia corymbosa var. corymbosa
Lineage: Eukaryota; Viridiplantae; Streptophyta; Magnoliopsida; Gentianales; Rubiaceae
Source: the annotation of a GenBank genome assembly